AUGCUGUCCAGCGUACUGAACACGCUGCUUCCAGCUCCAACCAGAAGGCCGUGUGUGCCUCAUCCGAAGGAGCUAUCUCCAUCAAACUGCCAGUUAUCUCCAAAACUAUCUCCGGGAUCGAGCCCUGCAUUGAGUGCUUCCAGAUCUCACUUGAACAUUGAGGUGCUUGAGUUCCUGGGCAUUUUGACCCGGAGAUUCGGCAACAUUACGCGGGCGUUCCGGGCAAUGAAGCAUGCUGCUCAAUGCACCUCCCGGUCUAGAAAGGCUUCGCCGAGUGCUUCAGAGCCACUCAGCAAGUCAGAGUUCACUUGGUGUGUGACAUCUUUCCUCCGUCAUGGGGACUACAGCUUGGCUCGCAAGCUAUUUGCAGCGAUUGGAGGGGAUGUAAGGCUAGUUGCCCUGGGUCCAGACAUGGAGGCCCUGCUUUCCCUGCAGCAGCUGCGGCAGCAACUUCUUGACGAUUUCCAAAAAGAGGAAUUGGAGGAGCUUUUGAGGAGCCAACUUGUGGAGGAGGUUUCAAAGAAGCAUUUCGUCACAGUUGCAAAGCAUUUGGGCAUCGAAGCAUUUCAGGCUCAACAUGUCUUCCAGCUGAUUGACAGAGGAGAUGGCUUCGCAGAUCUGACCGACAUCAUGGAAGCGCUGAUCUCCAAGAAGCCCCGACUUCUUUGGCGAGAUCUUCGGCACUGCUUACUCGCAAGGUUCGCGAGUAUCUCGGAGGCUUUCUUUACCACAGAGACCAGAGAGGUGUGCGAAGGAGCUGAGACCGAAAGCUUUCAAGCCGAGAGACCAAGAGACUUGAAAGAAGCAGAGAGCGAAGGAAAGCAAGCCUUGAAAGCUGAAAGCUUUGCCUUUCGAGCCGAGCUGGAGUUUACCCAGUUCACCAAGAGGAUAGAAAGCUUGGGCAUUGGAGAGGAGGAUGCUCGCGCAUAUUUUAGUCUCCUGCUUGAAGACAAUGAGGAAAAGUGCGGAGCAUCGUGCUUUUCUGGUGUUGACGGUUGCGUUGAAAAGCUGAGACGUUUGGUCCAAUCGGCUGUACCUCCAACAAGCAUGGAAGACUUUUGGCACCGCGUCGCAGCUGAAUGGCCUGACGUUUUGGAAGCGGCUCGAAAGACAAAGAUGGCAAUCUCCUCUCAGAGAUUAGGAGAUCUCCUGUCGGAGCUUUUGCGUCGUCAAAAAGUUCCUGACAGGCUGAAGAGUCUAGCCUCAUCAUCUUCAUCUGGGUUUCAAUUGCUAAGCUUGGAUUUGGAGGCCUUCAAGGCUAUUGCCCUUCAGAUUGAUGUCUCUCAGGAAGAUGCCCAAGGUCUGUUUUACAGUAUAGCUCGUUCAAGUCGGGUGCCAGAGCCAGUGGAACCAGUCACUCCUCAAGAAACAGGAAUUGAUAUUUGCGCACAGCAUUUGGGUGAACCUCAGAUCUAUUUGGAAGAUUUUGCAGAGCAACUGAUUCUGUGGACUGAAAGUGAUCGGCGCAGACCCCGGGAGAAAGUCCGGCAAUUGGUGGCUCCUGCACGUGCAGCCAUCUCGGCUUUGAAAGCAGAAUUGCUCCCAGAACCCAAAGAGGCAAAUGAGCCGAAGGAAGAAGUGAAGGCAGUGAAAGACAAUGAAGUGAAGGUAGUGAAGCUCCCAAGAAUUCCAAAGCUCAAGAAGCGACCCAAGCUUCCUUGGUGUACCUACUACCAUUUGCGUCCCAAUCCAGUCCCUCUUGCCCUAAGCUGA
Molecule: messenger RNA, 1713 nt
Organism: Durusdinium trenchii
Lineage: Eukaryota; Dinophyceae; Suessiales; Symbiodiniaceae
Source: the annotation of a GenBank genome assembly